UGAGUCUGACUUUUAGCAUUCUUUCCUGACAGGAAAUUUGGAAGCCGAUGACUGUUUCCGGGGGGAGCGGAGAAGAGGUGCUCACUUCCGACGGAAGGAGGCUUUUCUGGAGGGAUGGAGGAGGCGGAGGAGCUGCUCUCCGAGGGCGAGAGACUGCAGCUCGCCCCUGACCCGCGCCUGGGCCCGGACUUGGGAUGGAUCCCUCCUGGACAAGGCUGUGCUCAGGGCCUCAAGGACUUCCCGCCCGGGCCGACCCGGGCCGUCCUGGCUCUAAAGAGCCUCCCCCGGGGCUUGGCCCUUGGCCCUUCAGUCGCCGAGGAGCAGCGCUUAGGGGUCUGGUGUGUCGGGGAAGCCCUGCAGCCGGGACUGCUCUGGGGGCCGCUGGAAGAGGAGUCUGUAUCGGAGCAGAAGGAUGAAGGAGCGAAACCACGGCAGGAGGAGGACGUGUCACUAGGCCCAUGGGGAGACGUGUGUGCUUGUGAGCAGAGUUCAGGCUGGAUCAGUUUGGUGCAGCGGGGCAGGCUGGAAAGUGAGGGGAACGUGGCCCCGGUGCGGGUCAGCGAGAAGCUCCAUCUGCAGGUGUACCAGGUUGUACUGCCAGGCUCUGAGUUGCUGCUGUGGCCCCAGCCUCCCUCUGAGGGCCUGAGCCCCAUCCAGCCCAGACUAGAAGAAGAGGUAGCCAUGGCUGUGGUGACAGAAGCGGACUCUGCUGUCCAACGGGAGGUGGACUCCCCAGGGCAAGAUGCAGCAGAACCUUGGGCAGAUCCUGGUCACCAGUCACCAACCCCCAGCAUCCAGGCAGAGAGUAUGGUAAGCCCUGGACUUAAGCCCCAAACCCAGGAUCAGCUUUCCAAGGAGAGCCAACCACUCGGCCUGCCCCCUCAGGAUGGCAGCGUGGAAGAGGAGGACCCAACCCAGACACAGGUGCCACCUGAACCUCCGAGCAGCUCUGCUCCCCAGCAGGGCCCAGAGAGCAGUGAGGCCGGUUGCUCACCUUCUGCCAGGGGCAGCCAGCUGCAUGCUUACCUGGUCAAGAAGUUACAUAGCCCCAGUGGUCAGUGCCCACCCAGAGAAAAGACCUCGGAGCCCAGGGCCCAGCAGGCUGGAGAACAGCAGGGGCCAGCAGGCUUCCCUGCACGCUUGCGGAGCCCUGCUGGCCCAACAGGAAGCUCCCCGAAACAGAGGCGGCGGUACCGGUGUGGGGAGUGUGGCAAGGCCUUCCUGCAGCUGUGCCACCUGAAGAAGCACGCGUUUGUGCACACAGGCCACAAACCCUUCCUUUGCACUGAGUGUGGCAAGAGCUAUAGCUCAGAGGAGAGCUUCAAAGCCCACAUGCUGGGCCACCGUGGGGUGCGGCCCUUUCCUUGCCCACAGUGCGACAAGGCCUAUGGCACCCGGCGAGACCUCAAAGAGCACCAGGUGGUACAUUCAGGUGCCAGGCCCUUUGCAUGUGACCAGUGUGGCAAGGCCUUUGCCCGCCGGCCCUCCCUGCGGUUGCAUCGCAAGACCCACCAGGUGCCAGCUACCCCUGCCCCAUGCCCAUGCCCCGUGUGUGGGCGGCCCCUGGCCAACCAGGGCUCCCUGCGGAACCACAUGCGGCUCCACACGGGGGAGAAGCCCUUCCUGUGCCCACACUGUGGCCGGGCGUUCCGCCAGCGGGGCAACCUGCGUGGGCACUUGCGGCUGCACACAGGGGAGCGGCCUUACCGCUGCCCGCACUGCGCUGACGCCUUUCCCCAGCUGCCUGAGCUGCGGCGCCAUCUUAUCUCGCACACUGGGGAGGCCUACUUGUGUCCCGUGUGCGGGAAGGCCCUUCGAGACCCACAUACAUUGCGUGCUCAUGAGCGUCUGCACUCAGGGGAGAGGCCGUUCUCAUGCCCCCAGUGUGGCCGGGCUUACACGCUGGCUACCAAGCUGAGGCGCCACCUCAAAUCCCACCUGGCCGACAAGCCCUACCGCUGUCCUACCUGUGGCAUGGGCUACACCCUCCCGCAAAGCCUCAAGCGGCACCAGCUCAGUCACCAGCCUCCCGCUGCUUCUGAGCCCACUGUGGUAUUAUUGCAGACUGAGCCAGAACUAGACACCUGCGGGGAACGGGACGUCUCCCCAGCCCGGGAUGUCUUUGAGGUCACCAUUUCUGAGAGCCAGGAUAAGUGCUUUGUGGUACCUGAGGAACCAGGCCCCACUUCCAGCCUGGUGCUCAUCCAUAAGGAUAUGGCCUUUAGUGCCUGGGCAGAAGUGGUGGAGGUAGAGAUGGGCACCUGACCACCCCCCCCAGGGGAGUUCUAUAUAAAGCUAGUGUUUUCUAGCUGCUGGGUGUCUGCGUCUUUCUCUUUGGGUUGCCUGAUGGAGGCUACUCUGAGAAGCAGAUCAAGGAUUUCCCUUCCUGUUCAUGGACCACCACAUUGUUUCCCAAGACUGUAAGGAAAACCUGUUCCGGGUUUAAGAACUUCUUACUGACUUCCUAUAGAGCUUGUUCUGCUUUCUUCUCCAGGAACUCCUCAAGGUGCUCGUUCUUUAAAUGUGUUGGAAGUGCCCCCCCCUCAGGUAGUCCUGGAGCUGCCCUGGUGGGCUGCUUAGUGCUGGCAUCAUCAUUCCCACUGAGCCCCCUGAGGGACAAGCACUUCCAUCUUGAACCAAAUGGAAUGACUUGAGGGUUAAAAGGCCAGAGGCUGAAAAAAAAAAAAAAAGACCAGAUGCUGAGCUCAGCUCACAGCUCUCAGUUCUAACUUGGGCUGUAGGUGGUUUGGGCAGCCUUUCUCACCGUCUGAGGGCUGUGACGUUGGUUUUCUUUCUGUGCUGACAGACACCAGACUCACUGAAGGCAGCCAAGGACAGAUCUGGAGCCUUCUGAAGACCUGACCAAAGGCAGCCCUAUUGAGGGAAGGAACGAAUACAGGUUUUGCAUCAGUGGUGGGCCUGGGCCACCCUGGGUGCUGGGACGCAGCUGUGAGCCAUACCGGGGUGACGUCCUUUACAGAGCUCAUGAUCUAGGGCAGGAAGCGUUGGACAAGAGUUUGCAGAGGAUCUGUAGCUAGUGCUACGUGGACGUGUUACAUGGGAUGGUUUGGCUUGGUCUGGGGGCAUCAGGGACAGUGUCCCCAAGGAAUCAUAAUGAUAAACACUCAGCCCUUUUUGUGGGCCAGUUCUUCAUGUUUGUUUAUAUAAUCUUCAUAGCAGCCCUGUGAGGUCGGUGGUUGUAGUAGUAGUCUGGUUUUACAGAUGAGGAAACAGCUUGAAGUGUCCUGCUCAAGGCAACAGUUCCUAGGUAGGUAGCAGAGCCAAGACAAACUCUCACAGUCUCAUGCUGGCGUAAGGCUGUUAACCCCGGCGCUGCAGCCCUGUAUCUCAGCCUGAUCUGCUGGGUGGGAAGGGGGAGGCGCCGGGGGCUGCUUUGGGGAGCCAUGUGAUCAGAGAGUCGGGGGGCUGUGAGCAACAGGUCGUUGGGGUUGGGGCAGAGAGCAAGGGGAGGGGGCGGGGCCGGGUCACGCCUGCCUGCCUUCAAGAGUUGGGGCUCUAUUCUCAGAAUUGAGGAGCUUUUUGAAGGGUUUUGAGAAGGAAUGACAUGACUAGAUUUGUGUUUGAAGAGACCACCAAAGGAUGGAUUGGCUGUCGAGGUGUGGUUGUGGGGAAAUCAGUCAUUAGGCUGCCAGGGGGAUGGGCAGUGGGGUUGUAGCAGUAGAAAUGCAGAGAAAUGGAAUCAUUCAUCCAACACGUGAGCACUUCCUGCGUGCUAGUUAGGGAGAUGGCAUAGAAACAGUCUCUGCUCUCCCAGAGUUACAGCCUGGUGUGCAGAGACAAUAAACAAUAAGAAAUAAACAAGACAUGUCAGAUGAUGGCAAAUGCAGUGGAAAAAAGGCAGGGGGAGAGGUUAAAGGGGGGAGCGUGAUUUUACAGAGGGUGGUCAGGGAAGGCCUCUGAUAACAUGAGCAGGAGCAGAGACCCAAACUAUGGAGAAGAUGAGCCACAUUGAUGUCUGGGAGCUGGAUUUCAGGGAGAGGGAACAGUACUGGCAAGGUCCAGGGGGUUCAAGCAAGAGCAAGGAGCAGAGUGGCCACAGCAGAGGAUGGACGGAGGUGAGGGCAGCUUGGGCCUGCAGACCGUGGUGAGGACUUGGGGCAGAUACGUUCUCUGAGAGAGAGAAGUGACAGAACUCAUGGACUGCGGGAAGGAGGGAGAGCUGACUCCUGGUUUCUCUGACUUCGUACAUGAAGUGCCACUGGGGUGGGAAAGAGACAGUAUUCUGGUUGGGGGUGGGCUGAGUUUGAAGCGCCAACAGUAGAGAUCACAAGCAAGCUGUCAGAAGUCGGCAGAGUGGGGAGAAAAUUGCUGUAGAGGGAGAGUCACGACAGAUGCUAGUGGCUAGCUGGGCAUCGAAGGAGGGAGGUGAGCAGAGGGGCGGGGCCGGGCCAACAUCCACAUGGCCCAGCCCUCCGGCGUCACAUAGGGGACAGGGGCUCUGCAAGGGACACGGAAUCUGCAUCCAACAGGAUAGAAAACCCGUCGAGUGUGUGUCACAGAAGCGGAUAGAAGAGCGUUUCGCCAAAGAAGUGGGCAAGAACGUCCACUGCUGUCGAGAGGGUUGAAGUCUGUGAUGCCACUGAGCAGAGUGAGGGCAGUUGGAAGCCAGAUUGGAUUACUUUGAGGAGUAGGUGUCAAGAGAGGAAGAACUUAGAUUCUUGUUCCUUCUUCACAACACCAGAAUAGGUGUUGUGAUCCCUGUGUCACAGAUGAGGAAACCACGGGUCGGAGCGGGUGGGUAGUUGGCCGAGAUCACACAGCCAGUAACUGGCAGAGCCAGGACUGAAACUUGGGGUGUUCUCUGACUUCGCGGCACUCGAUCACAACGUCAUGGGCAGCCCAAUGUCUCCUGCUUUGCCCCUGACAUUUACCCAGCACCUACCCAAUUGAAUAACCUGUUGACAGAGCAUUCUGAAAUUGUCCAUGGGGAGGGAGGACAGCAGGAAGUCAUGGCGCUCUAUGGAGAGAAAGGUCAUACCAUCCCAAGCCUGAAAAAUAGCUGCUAAUAGUUUUGAGUGAGCCAGCCCUGCUUCUUGGAUCCUGCGUGAGGCGUGGUAGGUCCUGUUCUUUCCCAGCUCCUGCUUCAGGCAGGGUCGUGCCAGCUCAGAGGGCUGCUCAGCCGGCAGCAUGCGCCCAGUGGUUUUAGGAAUCCUGGGGACAUUCUCAUCACACGAUCCCCAGCUGUGCAGCAAAGGACAUACUCCUCACUCGGUAGUGAGCUGUGUAGGCAAGGUGGGCAUGCUUUGGGUUGCUGGGGAGGCCUGUCCACACCCCACAACCCUCCUUAGGCCCAAACCUGGGAUGCUCGCACCCCCUUGCUCCAUCCCGCACACACACGAACUUUUCUCUCCAUUAAGGCUGUCCCUACGUGAUGCAGAGCAGGGUCGGGUCCAAGCCAACAAAUCCAAAGGCACGUGGUUUGGGAGCCUCUGCUCUCCAGCACUUGUGGUUAAGUUGUGAGCAGGCAUCGGGGGGGCACUGUGCGAGCUCCCCAUGUUAGAGGAGGAUGUGGGCGCCUCGAGAGCAGUCAUUGCCAAGGCCUGAGACCAGAGAGUAGCAGAACGAGGACAGGGUCCAGGUCUUCCGACCCCUAAUUUAGUGCUCUUCCAGUUAAAACGCAGUGACUGUUCUUGAAAAGAUUGAUCUCUGCAGUACUUUUUUCAUUGAGGAAAUACCUUCCCCUGAUGUCAAAAUAAUUCUUGUUCAUCCUAAUGGUAAAGUCCCUUUAUUCCCUACUUCUUUCCUCCACCCCUGGAUAAAGCCACUUUUCCCCCCCCAAAGAUAAAGUCACUUUUAACAGUUUGGUGCAUAGAUUACUGAAUUUGAAUGCUACUGCUUGCUCUAGGGCAAAGGUGCUAUGAAAAUGUUGCUGGACACCUUAAACCUGGAGGCAGGUUUAACUGCGGUGCCUACAGCUGCUGAACCAAACAUCAGAAGGUGUAGGAGAUUAAGGAUCUUUUAUCCUGGGCGCCUGGGUGGCUCAGUCGUUAAGUGUCUGCCUUCAGCUCAGGUCAUGAUUCUGGGGUCCUGGGAUCGAGCCCC
Zalophus californianus (California sea lion) is the source of this 6063-nucleotide messenger RNA. RefSeq names its product zinc finger protein 408 (gene ZNF408). Lineage: Eukaryota; Metazoa; Chordata; Mammalia; Carnivora; Otariidae. Gene Ontology annotation, cellular component: nucleus. The transcript has 5 exons. The coding region runs from base 115 to 2265 and encodes 716 amino acids. The record is from RefSeq and is a predicted model, not a curated record.